Molecule: messenger RNA, 1538 nt
Organism: Agelaius phoeniceus (red-winged blackbird)
Lineage: Eukaryota; Metazoa; Chordata; Aves; Passeriformes; Icteridae
Gene: IGSF21
Product: immunoglobin superfamily member 21
Biological process (GO): heterophilic cell-cell adhesion; homophilic cell-cell adhesion
Cellular component (GO): adherens junction; presynaptic membrane
Source: RefSeq, a predicted model, not a curated record
AUGAGCCCCCUGCCCCUGUGGCUGCUGCUGUGGCACCUGCGGCACCUGGCGCUGGGAUAUCUGACCGUCAGCAUCGAGCCCCUGCCCCCGGUGGUGGUGGGAGACGCCGUGACCCUGAAAUGCAACUUCAAAACUGACGGGAAAAUGCGGGAGAUCGUCUGGUACCGGGUCACUGAUGGUGGCACCAUCAAGCAGAAGAUCUUCACCUUCGAUGCCAUGUUUUCCACCAACUUUUCCCAGAUGGAAAACUACCGGAAGCGGGAAGACCUCGUUUACCAAUCCACCGUGCGCCUUCCCGAGGUCCGGAUCUCGGACAACGGUCCCUACGAGUGCCACGUGGGGAUCUACGACCGAGCCACGCGGGAGAAGGUGGUCCUGGCCUCCGGGAAUGUGUUCCUGAAUGUGAUGGCUCCCCCGACGUCCAUCUCGGUGCUGGCCGCAGACACCCCGGCGCCCUUCAGCCGCUACCAGGCGCAGAACUUCACCCUGGUGUGCGUGGUGUCCGGCGGGAAGCCCGCGCCAUUGGUGUACUUCAAGCGGGACGGGGAGCCCAUCGAGGCCACCCCGCUGCCGGAGCCGCCGGCCGGCGCCAGCAGCUGGGCCCCCCGGAGCCUCCUGCACCGCGACCUGGAUGACACCAAGGUGCCGAAAUCGCUGGCGGCCGACGGCGAGCUGGGAAUGGGGAACCCCUUUCCCACGGCGGAUGCGCCGCGGGGGCUGGCGGCCGAGCGGGAUGCGGUGACGGAAAGCAUUCCCGAGACGGUUGUGAGCCGGGAAUUCCCGCGCUGGGUGCACAUGGCCGAGCCCAUCUAUUACUUCCGGCACACGCACGCGCCCGUCAGCGACGGCACCGUCGAGGCCCGGGCCACCCUCACGUGGACCCUGAACCCCCAAAUCGACAACGAGGCCCUCUUCAGCUGCGAGGUCAAGCACCCGGCGCUCUCCAUGCCCAUGCAGUCUGAGGUCACGCUAGUUGCUCCCAAGGGUCCGAAGAUCACGAUGACCCCGACGAGGGCGCGCGUGGGGGACACCGUGCGGAUCCUGGUGCAGGGCUUCCAGAACGAGGUGUUCCCGGAGCCGCUGUUCACGUGGACGCGCGUGGGGAGCCGGCUCCUGGACGGCAGCGCGGAGCACGACGGGAAGGAGCUGGUGCUGGAGCGGGUCCCGGCCGAGCUGAACGGCUCCAUGUACCGCUGCACGGCCCAGAACCCGCUGGGCUCCACCGACACCCACACCCGCCUCAUCGUCUUCGAAAAUCCAAAUAUUCCCAGAGGGCCAGAAGACUCCAACGGUUCACUUCCCGGCCACUGCGGCUUCAGAUUCAUUUUGGCGCUCACCCUGACAGUGAUCCUGGAGCUCACGUGAAGCUUCACCGCCUCCUCCUCCUCUUCCUCCUCCGUGUCCGGCUCCUCCUGGCAUUCCUGCCUCCAGCCAUCGGGUCUCCCGCUCUUUUUUUUUCUAUACUCUCGACAGUCUCGGUCUCUUUCCGUGUCUUGGCUUCCUCAGACGAUUGAAUUAAAAGGAAAAAGGAAAACCUC